Messenger RNA from Neodiprion virginianus, 310 nucleotides. RefSeq names its product gustatory and pheromone receptor 32a-like. The transcript is spliced from 4 exons. Gene Ontology annotation, biological process: sensory perception of taste. NCBI's taxonomy places the organism in Eukaryota, Metazoa, Arthropoda, Insecta, Hymenoptera, Diprionidae. Gene Ontology annotation, cellular component: membrane; neuronal cell body; axon. The record is from RefSeq and is a predicted model, not a curated record. The coding region runs from base 23 to 310 and encodes 95 amino acids.
CAUCAAUCGCGUGAUUCCCCCGAUGAUAUUGACACUCAUAAACAUUUUCAAAAUUUGGGUGACUAAUCACUCGUGUUGGGACACCAGCAAUGAGGCACAAAAAACUGGUGAAGUUAUUUAUGACCUCUUCAAACCAAAUGCGAAAGAUGAACGACUGCAAAAACAGAUCCAUGAAUUUUCCGUACAGAUUAUUCAGAACCCCGUGAAAUUUGAUGCCUGUGGCUUCUUCGCCAUGGAUUACACAGCUGUUCAAAGCGUAAUUAGCUCGAUAACGACAUAUCUUGUAAUCCUUAUCCAAAUGAGCCACUGA